UUUCUAUAAGAUUGCAACUAAUAAUGAAAGUUUAUAUAAGGAAAUGAUACAAGUUUAUAGCCAGACAGUAGAGAACAGUUGAGCUGUUUUUCUGUCCGUUGUGUUGUAUUACAAGUGUUUAGUGUUACCAGUAUAGAAAAUAAAUUAAUAUAAUGAUUGCUAGAAGUUUAACUUUCUUAUUGGCGCUGGGAGCCACCAUGGCGACAUACCGCCCCUUCGAGGGUGUGGACCCCAACACCCUGUCCUGCGACCCUGAGGGUCAGAUUUUCCUCCUGCUGCCUCACCGCGAAGACUGCGACAAGUUCUACAUUUGUGCUCACGGCAAGGAGGUGGAGUUCAACUGUCCCGCGGGCACCAUCUUUGAUUUUGAAAUACAGGGCUGCGAGUGGUCCUGGGCGGCUACAUGUCAGCUUCGUGAUCCGAUUAAUGGAGAUUCCAAUGAAGAAUCUCUCGAGGGCUCUGGAGACAGCGAGGAACUUUGGUCUCCAAACGACAACGCUCAGAUCGGUGUACUGGACCUUCUGAGCGGACCCGCUGCCGUCAAACUGACGGAGACCCGAAAGUUCGGCACCAUCUUGGACUGCGAGAACCCAGGGUCUGCCGCCAAACAACUGCCGUACAGAGGUGACUGCCAGCGUUUCUGGCGCUGCUCCAACGGCGUGCCGCAGGCCGCCUUCUGCUCCGAUGGCUUGUUCUUCAACGAACGCACGCAGCAGUGCGACUUUGAGGCAAACAGCAAGUGUGUGGACAGCCAGCAUAACGAGCUGGCCGGUGAAUUUAUUGAGUACAAGUAAUUUUACGGUUUGAGAGCUUGGAAGACCAAUUUUAUAAAGCUACAAAUUAUACGUCUCGCGUUGUGUGAUGAUUCCUUCCCGUUUACGCAGCGGCUUACGUGAGCGAAUAACUCGUGAACGCGAAACGACGCGGCGCGGCGCGGGUGAAUCAAUCGUUUGAUACCUAUGGAAGUGUCCUACGUGGUCGAUCUCGUUGCGAACGCGAAUGCCGUGGGCCGCCGCGCCGCGCCGCUUCGCGUUCGCGAGUUACUUGCUCACGUAAGCCGCUGCGAACGGCGUGCGCGCGUUGCGGAUUAUAGAAGGGUACAUCCAGUUCAGCCGACCGAUCAAAUACCGCAAUGUAAUGAAACUCGCAUAGGAGUUCUCGUAGUAUAAAUGAGCCCUAUUAUCGUUUUAGACACGCUUUUAUUUAACUUGCAAUGUAACUAUGUACCUAGGUAUGUGUGUACGGAUCAAAUUUUGUAAGUUAAAUUUGACCCACUUCCCGGUUUCCAUUGAAGUUGUAAAUGUACAUACAUUUGUAAGUCGGAUGACAAUAUGCUGUAUACUAUCGAGCUGAUCUGAUGGAGACAGGAGGUGGCCAUGGGAACUCUGUGAUAAAACAACGCAACAUAAUUGUGUUUGGGGUUUUUAGAAUUGUCUCGAUGAGUGUUGCCUGAAGAAAAAAAGUACAGUCAGCGAUAAAAGCUUGUACCAAAAAUUAUAUCUUUGCCAAAAACUUAUUACCUAUGCAGUAGCUGCCACGCAAAAUGUUUGUAAACAUAUUUGGAAGUUUUGCAAACUAAUUUAUUUAGAAAUGUAACAAUUUAAAUUAUAAAAAUACAGUAAUAAAUCAGUUAUUUUUUAAAUCAAGCCCCAAACAAAGGAGACUUAAAGGAACUGCCACAGGAAACAUUAUUAGAUGCGAGAGAUAUA
Molecule: messenger RNA, 1709 nt
Organism: Cydia pomonella (codling moth)
Lineage: Eukaryota; Metazoa; Arthropoda; Insecta; Lepidoptera; Tortricidae
Product: peritrophin-1-like
Exons: 6
Coding region: 153-794 (213 amino acids)
Cellular component (GO): extracellular region
Molecular function (GO): chitin binding
Source: RefSeq, a predicted model, not a curated record